CACUCGUCAGCGAUGGUCAAGAUCGGUGUCCUCGCGCUGCAAGGCGCUUUCGAAGAGCACGUCGACAUGCUCAAGGCUGUCGGCGCCGACGCUGUCCAAGUCCGCCUCCCGUCGGAGCUUGAAGGCCUUGAUGCGCUCGUCUUUCCCGGCGGCGAAUCCACGGCCAUUGCCAAGGUCGCCGAGCGUUGGGGCAUGAUUGAGCCGCUCAAGCAAUGGGUCCACGACAAGAAGCCGAUCUGGGGCACGUGCGCCGGUAUGAUCUUGCUUGCGCAGUCGGCGCGCCAUGCCAAGCAGGGCGGUCAAGCUCUCAUCGGCGGCCUCGACGUCGAAGUCUCGCGCAACUUUUUCGGUGCGCAAAUCCGCAGCUUUGAGCAGCACAUCCGCGGCCCGCCCGGCUACGACGAGGCGACGCCGUACAACGCCGUCUUCAUCCGCGCACCGGCCAUCGUCUCUGUCGGCGAAGAAAUCGAAAUCCUGUCGCAGAUCAAAAACGCGUCGCCGGCCGACGGCUCGGACCCGACCGACGUCAUCGUGGCGGCCCGCAAGGACAACAUCCUCGUCACCGCGUUCCAUCCCGAGCUCACGAGUGACACGCGCUGGCACCGGUACUUUGUUGAAGUCAUCGUGCAACACAAGAAGUAAUCGCGCAGUGAGUGUAAAAGUUAUCAAGAACGUUCUAGUACUAGUUAGUCCCCCA
Molecule: messenger RNA, 697 nt
Organism: Saprolegnia diclina VS20
Lineage: Eukaryota; Oomycota; Saprolegniomycetes; Saprolegniales; Saprolegniaceae
Exons: 4
Coding region: 13-642 (209 amino acids)
Biological process (GO): pyridoxine metabolic process; pyridoxal 5'-phosphate biosynthetic process
Cellular component (GO): glutaminase complex; cytosol
Molecular function (GO): glutaminase activity
Source: RefSeq, a predicted model, not a curated record